AUGCCGUCCUUCAAGCUGUCCAGAACCCCAUGGCACUCUAAAGUCUUCAAAGUCUUCACAGCCGUACCACACCUAUGCCAUACCACACCCAUGCCAUACCACACCCAUGCCAUACCACACCCAUGCCAUACCACACCCAUGCCAUACCACACCCAUGCCAUACCACACCUAUGCCGUACCACACCCAUGCCGUACCACACCCAUGCCGUACCACACCCAUGCCAUACCACACCCAUGCCGUACCACACCUGUGCCGUACCACACCUAUGCCGUACCACACCCAUGCCAUACCACACCCAUGCCAUACCACACCCAUGCCAUACCACACCCAUGCCAUACCACACCCAUGCCAUACCACACCCAUGCCAUACCACACCCAUGCCGUACCACACCCAUGCCAUACCACACCUAUGCCGUACCACACCUGUGCCGUACCACACCUAUGCCAUACCACACCUCUGCUGUAUCACACCCAUGCCAUACCACACCUAUGCCAUACCACACCCAUGCCAUACCACACCCAUGCCAUACCACACCCAUGCCAUACCACACCUAUGCCGUACCACACCCAUGCCAUACCACACCUAUGCUGUAUCACACCCAUGCCAUACCACACCCAUGCCAUACCACACCUAUGCCGUACCACACCCAUGCCGUACCACACCCAUGCCAUACCACACCUAUGCUGUAUCACACCCAUGCCAUACCACACCUGUGCUGUACCACACCUAUGCUGUACCACACCCAUGCCAUACCACACCUAUGCCAUACCACACCCAUGCCAUACCACACCUAUGCCAUACCACACCCAUGCCAUACCACACCCAUGCCAUACCACACCCAUGCCAUACCACACCCAUGCCAUACCACACCCAUGCCAUACCACACCCAUGCCAUACCACACCCAUGCCAUACCACACCUAUGCCGUACCACACCCAUGCUGUACCACACCCAUGCCAUACCACACCCAUGCCACACCACACCUAUGCCAUACCACACCCAUGCCGUACCACACCCAUGCCGUACCACACCUAUGCCAUACCACACCCAUGCCGUACCACACCUAUGCCAUACCACACCCAUGCCGUACCACACCUGUGCCAUACCACACCUAUGCCGUUCAGUACUUUAGAACAUAUCUUAUCUAA
Messenger RNA from Acomys russatus (golden spiny mouse), 1149 nucleotides. RefSeq lists its product as uncharacterized. The record is from RefSeq and is a predicted model, not a curated record. Lineage: Eukaryota; Metazoa; Chordata; Mammalia; Rodentia; Muridae. The transcript has a single exon. Bases 1 to 1149 code for a protein of 382 amino acids.